Molecule: messenger RNA, 1934 nt
Organism: Gastrolobium bilobum
Lineage: Eukaryota; Viridiplantae; Streptophyta; Magnoliopsida; Fabales; Fabaceae
Exons: 7
Coding region: 23-1720 (565 amino acids)
Biological process (GO): P-body assembly; cytoplasmic stress granule assembly
Cellular component (GO): cytoplasmic stress granule; P-body
Molecular function (GO): mRNA binding
Source: RefSeq, a predicted model, not a curated record
UACGGUUACCGUACUGGUAGCAAUGGCGAAGGGUGACGACGCUGUGAGAAGGAAGAAGAACAAAGCUAUUUGCAAAAAGCUUAGAAGCAAGAAUGACUCUUCCUCUGUCUCUGCAAAGGUAGCCGCACUUAUCGCCGCCAAGAAGCGCCGCAAGGCCGGAAAACGCCGCAUGUGCCAGGGGAUGUGCUUUAGUCUACCUACUCCAGAUGAUCCAUUCAAUGAUCAAUAUGGAAAAAAAGAAUUCAAAACAAUAGUUCCUAAAAAGAAAAAAAUUUCUCCAAAAGAUGAGAUGAUUCCUCUUAAUGGGAAGAGUGCACCUGAAAGGAAAGGAACAGUUGGUGGGAAUGUUUCACAGAAAUUGAAUCAUUUACAAAGGGAAAAUGAGUAUGUCACAGCCACCAAUAAUCUGGGUCAGAAAUGUAUUAUUAACUCAGAAAGGAAAAAUAUUAAGGGGACUGAGAUACCUGAUCUUUGUGGUGCCCAACAGAAUGAUUGUGAAAUUUCAGAGUUCCCUUCUAAGUUUGUUUAUUGGUGUCUAAGUUCAAUUGAAAAUGCAUUGCGUCAUGGUGAUGCCUACACUGAUGGAGAGGGCAACUCUUUCUUUCUUAACUCAUGGGGAUUAGAAUUUUCAAAGUGUUAUUCUACUGGGAAAGAUCUGAUGGAGACCAGUGGAUCUUCUGCUACUACUGUGCAAAUUGCAUGGAUGGUUUCUGGUGCAGCUGAUACUUUUGUGAGAAAAGAGAAACAAGGCUUAUCCUUUGUCAGUCCCUUUCUUUUGUUCCUUGUACCUUCCCAAGAAAAAGCUGUCCAGGUUCGAACAGUUUGCAAGCCUUUAAAAUCUCUAGGAAUACAUACAGUGAGUAUCCAUCCAGGUGCUUCCUUAGAUCAUCAGAUUGAAGGUCUGAAAAGUUGUGAGCCUGAGUUUCUUGUUUCUACUCCUGAGAGGCUUUUGGAGCUUGUUUCCAUGAAGGCCGUUGAUAUUUCUGGUGUCUCUGUGCUGGUUAUUGAUGGGCUGAAUACUAUUUGCAGUGCUGGUCACACUGAUACAAUAAAAUUGAUCAAGAGUUUCAUUUCUGGCAACCCUCGUCUUGUGGUUUUCAAUGAUUGCUUCAAUCAUGCAUCUAUACCAAUGGUUCAGUAUCUUCUGCCAGGAUCAAUUUGUAGACUCUCUCUCAAUAAGUCAAUUACCAGCCUAAGCUCAUGCAUUGUCCAGUCAGUUCAAGUGUGUACAUCAGAAGAAGAUAAACUUGUUGAGAGCAUCGAAGCCGUAGAUCAAUUCUGGACCAGACAUACUCGUAAUUCAAAUCUGCUAUAUAUUUUAAGGAAAGACAUCAAGUGCCAUACAUUGGUCAGGACUCUCAAAUCCAAGGUUUCUUCCAUUUUACUUGAUUCUGAUGCAGCAAGUGUUCAUGAUAGUGGGGAUUCAAACAGCAGAUCAAAAGCAGGGGUUUCCAUGAUUGAUUUGGAGGAUAUCUUUACUACGGAUAUAGGAACGUAUGAUGUAGUAGUCCUACCUAGUUUUGUACCCUCUAUGGACACUUAUGUGCAUAUUUUGACAAAGAUGGCUCGCCAUAGUGUCAAUGGGGUAUUGCACUCUUUCUUAACAAAAAGAGAUGCAGAACUUGCUGGACCGCUAAUUGCAAUACUUGAACAAUGUGGGCAGGAAGUUGCUCAGACCCUGCAAGAUCUGCACCAUACAUCGAACAUGUUGGAAGAUUGAAUAUUGAAGGUGCUUAGUCAUCCCCAUUCUGAAAUUUUUUGCAAUAUUAUGUCUCUUAUAGAGACCAUAUGUUCCUGUGCUCGAGUGAGCAACAAUAAUAUUUAAAAAAAAAAAAAAGUAGUGAAAUUUUUUGAAGUUUUAUAUUGAUAUUUUCUUUCCCCUUUCCUUUGUCCGGAAGGGGAAGUUCUAAUUUUUAAUUUUUUGUUUGCACUUU